Cimex lectularius (bed bug) is the source of this 3636-nucleotide messenger RNA. It is a transcript of the gene Pfk, whose product is annotated as ATP-dependent 6-phosphofructokinase. The record is from RefSeq and is a predicted model, not a curated record. Gene Ontology annotation, cellular component: cytoplasm; 6-phosphofructokinase complex. The transcript is spliced from 17 exons. Bases 629 to 2962 code for a protein of 777 amino acids. Gene Ontology annotation, biological process: canonical glycolysis; fructose 1,6-bisphosphate metabolic process; fructose 6-phosphate metabolic process. Gene Ontology annotation, molecular function: fructose-6-phosphate binding; identical protein binding; monosaccharide binding. Lineage: Eukaryota; Metazoa; Arthropoda; Insecta; Hemiptera; Cimicidae.
AAUUGAAGUACUGUUAUAAACCCCACAUGUUUUUGUCUUCAAAUUUCACAGUAUAUUUUUACCAAUUGAAUAAUAAUUGUUGUAUCAAGUUUACAGACUAAAAUAUCAAGAGAAAUACAAUUGUUCCAAUAAAUUUUUAAAGAUAAGAUAAAGAUUGUAUUGUUAGCGAUUACAAAAGCAAUCGAAGUCUCUGAUAAAAAGUCCCCUUGGUGAUUGCGUGUGAUUUUUAACCAGUUUUUGGCAAAAUAUGACCCUUCGUAAAUGGGCCCUUUUAUGAGAUCAAGCUCAUCGGAUCGCGGCAGUUGUCAAGAGUCAAAGGAAACGUCAAGCUCGGAGCACGUGGACCUGGUUGUCAAGUUGUUCGGCACUGGCGGUAGCCUCGACACUGGGUGCGCAAACUCUCUUUAUUAUCUUCAACAAUUGCUUUUUAUCACUUGAAAUCAAUAUGCCAUUCGGUCCCUGUGGUCAAGAGGAUGUUUAAAUUUCUAUAAUCCAUUGUCAGAGGAGUCGAAAUUGAAAUUUGACAAUAAGUUUAAAGAAACUAUUCUCGCUCGAGGCAGCCCAUUUUGAGAUUGAAAUCACUAUCAAGUAUCAAGAUCCCUGCCUUUUUUUCUGUAAUUAAUUAAUCAUGGAAGACAUAAAAAAGAGAUUUAUAGAAUGUGGUGCCUUCAAAGGAAAGGGUAUAGCUGUUUUUACAAGUGGUGGAGACUCUCAAGGUAUGAAUGCUGCUGUGAGAUCGGUCGUGCGAAUGGGCAUAUAUCUCGGAUGCAGAGUUCAUUUUAUCAAAGAAGGCUACCAAGGUUUGGUCGACGGUGGGUCAAACAUUGUCGAAGCAAAUUGGGCAUCUGUGUCAGGAAUCAUUUCAAAAGGUGGCACUGUUAUCGGUUCGGCAAGGUGUGCCGAAUUCCGGGAGAGGUCAGGACGCCUUCAAGCAGCAAAGAAUUUGGUCAAAAAAGGAAUAAGCAAUCUUGUUGUAAUUGGGGGGGACGGUUCUCUUACAGGAGCGAACCUUUUUAAACAGGAGUGGCCCACUCUCAUCAGAGAGCUCCAUGAAAAUGGAGAAAUCACAAAAGACCAGUUGAAUAAAUUCGCGUAUCUUAAUAUAGUCGGGAUGGUGGGUUCAAUCGACAAUGAUUUUUGGGGCACUGAUAUGACAAUUGGAGCUGACAGCGCUUUGCAUAGAAUUUUAGAAGCAGCCGAUGCUACUUAUUCAACAGCUCAUUCUCAUCAGCGUUGUUUCAUAAUUGAAGUGAUGGGUAGACAUUGUGGGUAUUUAGCAUUGGUAUCAGCAAUUACCACAGAAGCUGAUUAUGUUUUUUGUCCAGAAAGUCCACCUCCUAAAGAUUGGCCUGAUGUUAUCUGUAAUACUUUACAACAGGCUAGAGCCACUGGUCAAAGAAAUAAUACAAUAAUUGUGGCUGAAGGUGCAAUCGAUAGUGAUGGGAACCCUAUAACAGUUUCACAAAUAAAGCAAGUUAUUGUUGACAAAAUUAAUAUGGAUACAAGAAUCACAGUCUUGGGGCAUAUACAAAGAGGAGGAAAUACAUCAGCAUUUGAUAGGAUUCUUGGAUGCAGAAUGGGAGCCGAAGCUGUAAUAGCAUUGAUGAAUGCCAAACCAGAUUCUCCGUCUUUGGUCAUUACACUGGACGGGAAUCAAGCGAUUUCUUUGCCUUUGAUGAAGUGUGUUGACAUGACGAAAGCUGUGAGCGAAGCAAUGGCACAGAAAGAUUUUGAAAAAGCCAUUCAGCUAAGAGGAAGGUCUUUUAUGAGAAAUUUGGAAACAUAUAACAUUUUGAACCAAGUCCAGAAUGCCUCAAAUUCACCAGAACCUGAAACUAAGGGGCAUACACUAGCUGUGAUGCACAUAGGUGCCCCUGCUUGCGGGAUGAAUUCAUGUGUGAGGGCUUUUGUACGAAGCAGUCUGUACGAAAACGCUACAGUUUAUGGUAUUCAUGAUGGGAUCGAUGGACUUUGCUCUGGGGCUUUUCAACAAAUGGCUUGGGGUGAUGUUGCCGGUUGGACAUUAGAAGGUGGUGCGCUUUUAGGAACAAAAAGGACACUUCCGAAUGAUAAAUUUCCAUUGGUUGCUAGUAAAUUGAAGGAGUAUAAUAUUGAGGGCCUUUUAAUUAUUGGUGGAUUUGAGGCAUUCUUGGCUGCUAUGCAAUUGUUAAAAGCACAAUCUGAAUAUCCAGAAUUUAACAUUCCGAUAUUGGUCAUUCCGUCUACUAUUAGCAACAACGUGCCUGGAACUGAACUUUCUCUUGGUUGUGACACAGCUUUAAACGAAAUAACAGAGAUUUGUGAUAGGAUCCGUCAGUCUGCCCAGGGUACAAAACGGAGGGUGUUCAUUGUAGAAACUAUGGGUGGUUAUUGCGGAUUUUUGGCAACUAUGGCUGGACUAGCUGGAGGAGCUGAUGCGGCUUAUAUUUUUGAAGAAAAAUUUUCAAUAAAAGAUUUAGAAAAGGAUGUUUACCACAUUGCUUCAAAGAUGGCCGAGGGUGUGCAAAGAGGUUUAAUUUUAAGAAACGAAAAAUGCAAUGAGUACUACAAUAGUGAUUUUAUGUACCGUCUUUAUGCUGAAGAAGGGAAAGGGAUUUUUACAGCUCGCAUGAACAUUAUUGGCCAUAUGCAGCAAGGAGGUGAUCCUUCCCCUUAUGACAGAAACCUUGGUACAAAAAUGGGUAUGCAAGCGAGUCAAUGGUUUAUGAAAAUUUUAAAAAGUGGAACAGGGGAAAAAGUUUGCGUUUUGGGCUUGAACAAAAGAUCCUACACUUUUACACCUCUAAAAACCCUUGAGGAGGAGACUCUAUUUUCAUUACGAUUGCCAAAGAAUCAAUGGUGGCUUAAAUUGAGACCUUUGCUUCGCAUUUUGGCCCAGCAUGACAGCGUAUACGAGGAAGAGGGUAUAUUCAUGUCAGCUGAUGAAACAUACACAGAGGCAAAUGAUCCGGUAAUAAUUUAGAUUACAUCAUGCAUUAGCAAUAUUUAUAGUUAUAUUUUUGUAUAAAUUUAGAUAAAUUUUGUAUACUCAUGAAAUAUUUUCAUAAUCAAGAAUUGUUUGCUGAAGCCAUAAAUACUCGAAGUCAUAAUUUAGUCUAUAUUUAAUCGUUAUUGAAAUGUAUGUAGUUUUAGUUUCUUCACAUUUCAGUCUUUAGAACUUUUGCUGCCCUUUCAAAAAGCCAGAUAAUAUCACAAUAUUUUCUAUUUUUAAAAUGAUUUGAAAAGAUUUAGAAAGUAAAACUGACUUUUGAAUGCAUUCACAGAAAAUUGUAUCCUGUAGUGCUGGAGUGUUAGUUGUCAGAAUUAUUUAUUUAAAAUGAAAUUAGUUACAAUACAGAUUUUGUGAUUUUAAUUACAAAUAGGUGGGGUGAGUUACUUUUUGCAAAUGAUGGUUCUACUCACAACACACACAUUAGUUGUAAACAACAAUCUGUGAGUAGAACCAUCAUUUACAAAAAGUAAGGCCAAGAAAUGCUGCAAUCAAAGUCUAGAAAAUUGAUGGAAAAUAAUAUUAUUUUACUGUACUUUGAUAUAGUUAGAAAUGUUAAAUUAUAAAAUUAUACAAACAAAACUAUGUGCAAAUGAUGUUUCUGGGUUAGUUAAAGUUAUAAUAAAUAGCCUCAAUUAAAAACUUCU